Molecule: messenger RNA, 393 nt
Organism: Cucurbita moschata (crookneck pumpkin)
Lineage: Eukaryota; Viridiplantae; Streptophyta; Magnoliopsida; Cucurbitales; Cucurbitaceae
Exons: 2
Coding region: 1-393 (130 amino acids)
Source: RefSeq, a predicted model, not a curated record
AUGGUUGCACCAAUUGGAAGUAGCACAGAAGUUCAAGUGGCUCCACCAUUUGAAAGCAUCGCUCAAACCCCGGAGGCUUCAUCGUCGGUUGGGAGCAUUGCUCUAACCCUGGAGGCUUCAUCGUCGGUUGGGAGCAUUGCUCUAACGCCGGAGGCUUCAUCGUCGGUUGGGAGCAUUGCUCUAACGCCGGAGGCUUCAUCGUCGGUUGGGAGCAUUGCUCUAACGCCGGAGGCUUCAUCGUCGAUUGGGAGCAUUGCUCUAACGCCGGAGGCUUCAUCGUCGGUUGGGAGCAUUGCUCUAACGCCGGAGGCUUCAUCGUCGGUUGGGAGCAUUGCUCUAACCCCGGAGGCUUCGUCGUCGGUUGGGAGCAUUGCUCUAACGCCGGAGGCUUAA